AUUUGGCGCGUGACGUCGGGAGAGUUAUAAACACACUCCGCGCGCGCUCUACAGCCAAAACUUGGCGCCACGGAAUACGGACCCGCAGAGGAGAGAGGCGUAUUCACCCGUCUUUGAGUUUUCAAAGAGAGUUUUUUUUGGUUAAAAUCUGAUUUCUUUUGCUCGCUAUGACUGUCAAACUUACCGAAGGAGCCAUUGAGGCUCUGACCAAGGGCAGCGACGUGCCCAACAUGGUCCUGCAGGUGGUGAACAUCCGGCGCAUCGAGAGCAGCGCCGGGCCGGUCCGGUUCCGGAUGAUGAUGAGCGACGGGGUGCACACCAUGUCCUGUGAGUACAGCAGCAGCGGUAUUGGGCCUGUUUCAGCCGGGCAGCAGUCGGCUCCCAUCGGUUGGGUUUAGAUUGGAACCUCAGGAGACUGUCGGUCCUCUGAAAUACGUCUCUUUCUUCUUAAAGACGGGGAACAAGCAGUGUGUCCUGCUGGCGGGGAAGCAUCUUGCAUCUGCCUUUGAAUUUAAGUCCUUUUGAUAGUUGUAUUGCUCCUUAUUGUGGUGCUUAAGUCUUGGUGGCUGCUCAAGUCUUUGCUCAUUAAGCUCUGGAGAAGAUUAUGGUUUAAGGUCGUAAACUUGAUUUUACAUGUAAUAAAUUCAGAAUUUUUUAGCUUGGGGAAAUUUUAGGAGCUUUUCCUAGUUGAUCCCGAGUCGGUUUGAAUGGCAGAGAUGGACCCAGUCUCGCUGUGCUCUGCUCCACUUUC
Molecule: messenger RNA, 751 nt
Organism: Lepisosteus oculatus (spotted gar)
Lineage: Eukaryota; Metazoa; Chordata; Actinopteri; Semionotiformes; Lepisosteidae
Source: RefSeq, a predicted model, not a curated record